This is a messenger RNA of Penaeus indicus, 875 nucleotides long. RefSeq lists its product as uncharacterized. The record is from RefSeq and is a predicted model, not a curated record. Bases 1 to 822 code for a protein of 273 amino acids. NCBI's taxonomy places the organism in Eukaryota, Metazoa, Arthropoda, Malacostraca, Decapoda, Penaeidae. Gene Ontology annotation, molecular function: protein binding. The transcript has 3 exons.
AUGGGUAUCAGUGGUUUUCCCAAAUAUAUCAGCACCAGUUUCUAUUUACCAGAUACUGUGGUGUUGCCAAGCUAUCAGCAUAAAGGGAGUAACACAAGCAUAAAUAAAGAUCAGGAAAUAUUUGGCAUCUUUGGAGGAAUGCAUGCCACGUCAUUUUCUCUUCACCGCACAAGCUAUUGCGUUGUGAGAAUUGACCAUAUCUCCCUCUCCGUCUUUUCACGGAUUAUGGACGUCUCCAUUAGAUGUGGCAACACUGUUAGGUGUGUUCGAGUAAAUCCUGAAGACACAAUUGCAAAUGUUAAGUACAAGGCUGUAAAGCUAUUUGCAUCUAAGAAUGCUCAAGGAGGAUUUGAACCUGGACUUAUGUUUGUCCUUUCCUGUAUCUGGAGCAAAGUGACCCUCUCUAUGGAUCUGGGUGGAAAUUAUAAGAGUAAUCGAGGCUUUGAACUCUCUGUCGUAACUCAGCCUUUUAAGAUCAUUCGCAUCGCAGUGGAUGCGCAUGUAGGCAUUUUAAACCUCAAGCACCAAAUAGCCUGGUCGAGUGAGGUUGAAGUCAGUCGACAGAUCCUGCGAGCGGCGAACGAAGUGAUGCAAGAUGAAAAGACGCUGAGGGACUACGGCAUCGAGGAUCAUUCCGUCAUAUGGAUGGAUGUUCAGCCAGCCAAAAAGUACAGGCUGUUACUGGGUGUAGCCGCUAACUCUGUCUUAAUCAUUGGGUGGUUUCUGGCUUCCAUUUUGUGUCUUAUUUUCUUCAAUUAUAUUUUGCUUCAAGUGAUAGAAUGUAUAUGGAUCUGGUUAUGUGAGUAUAUACUGUCAGCUUAAAGCCAAGAUGCAUGUUACAAUCAUUUGAAAUAAAUCGGUUUCUUAGAAUGAUA